AUGUUGACACGAAGUACAGAUAUUGAUACAGCUGCUUUAACAACGUUAGGUAAACGACAUGAAAUUCGUUUUCAUGACUUAAUUACCAAAGAAGCUGAAUUAAAUAAAGCACUCGCUGAAUUAUUAUCAAUGUCAAAUGAUAUGGACAAAUCGUCUUCAAUAUAUUCUUCACCAAGAUCCGCAACAAAACAUAACGAAACGAAUACUAUAUCGUCUAGUAUUAAUAUGUUAAAUCGUUUACUUGAAACACUUGAUCUGGAUAAUGAAGAUACUAAAAACAGAAAACAAAAGAAUAAUGAUAGUCCUAUUAGACCGAUUAAUAUAUUUCGUCUCAUGUUGUCAGAUAACGUAUGUGCCAAUUGUCAUCAAUCAUUUGCUACCAAUGAACAAAUCGUCAAUGCAGCUGGACAUAUUUGGCACACGCAUUGUUUUGUUUGUACACAAUGUUUUCAACCAUUUGAAAAUGGAAUCUAUUUUGAACAUGAAGAUCGAAAAUAUUGUGAACGAGAUUUUCAAAUGUUAUUUGCACCAUGUUGUGCUGAAUGUAAACAAGCUAUUGUUGGUCGUGUUAUUCGAGCAAUACAAAAAUGUUUUCAUCCCGAUUGUUUUCGUUGUCAAUUAUGUCAAAUACCAUUGAUUGAAAUGGGUUUUUCGAAAUAUAAUGGAAGAGCACUUUGUCGAGAAUGUCAUACAAAAGAAAAAGCAAAAGAUUUAAGUUUAUCACAACAUAUUUGUUCAAAAUGCCAUCAAAUUAUUGAUAAUCAUUGUUUGAAAUAUAAAGAUGAAUAUCAUCAUGCAUAUCAUUUUCAAUGUACAUCAUGCCAAAUUCAAUUAGAUGAAAACGGUAGAGAAGUACGCGGUUUAUUAUAUUGUCUUCCAUGUUAUAAUAAACUUGAUGUACCUGUAUGUGGUGCUUGUCGACGUUUAAUUGAUGAUCGAGUUAUUAGUGCACUUGGCAAACAAUGGCAUGUUGAGCAUUUUUGUUGUGCUCGUUGUGGUCAACCAUUUUAUGGUAGUAAACAUUUUGAAAACAAAGGUUUAGCUUAUUGUGAAUCUGAUUAUCAUUUUCUUUUUGGUUCAUUAUGUUUCGUAUGUAAUACUCUUAUUACCGAAGGUGCUUAUACAGCCUGUAAUAAAAAAUAUUGUGCUGAUCAUUUUGCUUGUUCAUUAUGUGAAAAAAAAAUGAAUGAAAAAAGUAAAUUUUUUGAUGUUGAUGCUACACCUGUUUGUAAACAGUGUUAUGGUAAAAUACCAGCUAAUACUCGAAAAUCACUUCAACAACAACCACAAAAAAAGAAACAAUUAUCAUCAAUAUUAAAACAAAGCACUGUUUAA
This is a messenger RNA of Adineta steineri, 1335 nucleotides long. NCBI's taxonomy places the organism in Eukaryota, Metazoa, Rotifera, Eurotatoria, Adinetida, Adinetidae. The record is from the annotation of a GenBank genome assembly.